AUGAAGAUUUUGCUGCCUUUGGCCGCUUUCUGCUUGAUUCCUGUCGUCUUCUGCUCGCUUCACGAUUCAGAAGCGUUGGAGGACUUGGCCGAAUGGGGUUUGACUUUUUUCAGCGAGAUAAAUGUUUCUUUCAACCUUCAGAUGAAAGUAGAUUCAAAAAAAAACUGAAUUGAUUUUUAUUUUUAGGUAAAAAAGCUCAUCGAUUGCAACGGCACUUCAAUAUAGAGCGUUCUCCUUCGAGCCAACACUAUUGCGGCCAUUCGACGUUAGUAGAACCUCUUACAUAAGUACUUACUCAAGUAAUUAUACACUCAAUUCACCCAUAUAAUGCCACAAUCACUCAAAGCUCUUUGUUCGCAAAUCGUUUCGUUCCAAACACCUAAUUUUAUAUAGGAAAAUUAAAACUUUUUGGAAAAAGCUAGCUUUGAAACUUUUUUAGUUGACAAAAUUUCCAGGUGCGAUGACGACAACUUUUUUGUAUAUUAUAACUGCUGUCGAACUUCGCCUCACAAGUGCUGCUGGUAUUUGAGAAUGUGGAUGAUGUUAGUUUUAUUAUUUUCCAAGAAUAAAAGGCGUUAAUGAACAAUUUUCAGAGUUCUCAUCGGAAUCAUUGGAGUGAAAAUCGCUCUUUCUUGCUUCUUAUGUGUAUUUCGCAAAAAUUUGUUGUUGAAAUUUAGUAAAUAAAUAUUCAAAAAAAGUUACAAUCGAAUAAAGUUUCACUGGUAAAAAAAUUGCUAUUAAAAAAAUAGAUAACCUGUUUAAGAAGUCUAAAAAUUGGUAACAUAACCGUUGAAUUAUUCUUUCUUUCAUUUCUGUAGUUUUUUUGGAAGAAGUUCAUAUACAACGAAUGACUUGAAUCAAAAUAAAAAAAGGAAAAAAACUGUUGAUGAAAGGCUUUUUUUCACCUCUUCGGUUACGGUAAGAGCAGAACACCAUACACAAGAGCGCCCGGGAAACCAAAAAUUUUAAAAAUGAAGCAAUUGUUUUUAUGCUUUUUUUUUUGUUUUUACAAUCCAUUUACAUUUCCUUCUAAUUGCCCGUGAUUUUUAAAUAUCGAAAUGUAACUUCUCAAUUCAAAAAAAUUUUUUGUAGGUUAUCUACUUAGCUUUUAUUACGCACUGAACAAACCAGUGAGCUUGAGAGGAAAAAACAUUUUCAAACUACGUCACAAUACUUUUCGACCCGACGAUCACUUCCAAAAAAGAAUCAUCAAUUUAUCAGAACUCCUUAAUCAUCGAUUUAUCAGGAUAAAGUGCCAUACGAAAUGGUGGAUAUUGACGAAUUGACCAGAAAACAUUUUUCGCAGAACAUUCGACCUGGAAAGGUUUGUAAAUUAACGUUGAAGUCUUUUUUUCAUUUCUAACAUUUUAGCGUGUAUUGAACGCGAGUCACGCUGCUGCGAUGAAUGGUAUAGAGGAUUCUGACAUUUCUUAUGCGGUUUCCCCCUUUUUUUGAAUAACCUUAUCGAAUUUGUUUAGUCUAACGAAUCGUCUCGUUUUGACGAUUCGUCGUAUUGCGAGAGGAGAAGGAGCAAGAUGAGUGCAGAGGAACGAGGAAAAGAAAUGUUGGCUCUAAUCCAGAAGAAAAAGAAGGAAGUCGCCGAGGUUUGUUCUGCAUAGUUAAAAUGAGAUUCCGGCUGUUUUUCAGGACCAUGAGAGGUUCGUUAAAGCUGGACUAGGAGCUAAAAAUCUUCAAGAGUACUGCGAAAAGCUUGAAGCACUGAAAAAAGUUUGCCAGCUUUUCGAAGGGCGCUAUUUUUUCGGUUCAGGGCAGAAAAGGAGCCGAUUGUUCAACACCAACUUCUAUGAACAACUCGCUAGCCCCUCUGAGAACCCUCAAUGUUUCGGCCAUCACUCAAAUCAAUGAAACAUUUGAAAAUAGAGUAAGAGACCAACUAGUGGAAUCUUUCAUGAGAUUUGGCUCUUUCAGAUCAACCUUCAAAUGCCGGUAGUCACCGAAGCGAGUGAGGAAAAUUCACCCGGGUCGAGAAAUGACGUUUCGGCUGAGUUGAAGGUACUCUUUCAAGUUUAAAAUUUCUGGCGAAAAAGAAAAGUUUUAAUAUUUCUGAGAUUUUGUUAUGGAUGCAGUUAUUAGCAAGUUCUAGGUGCGACCCAAAAAAACGUGCAAACCGUCAAGCCAGAAGGGCCUUUAAAUAAGAAAGGAAUUUCAGCUCCGCCUUUUACAUCGGUAAAAUUUGAAAAAAAAAAAUUGAAGAUUACAUUUUUGUCCAGGAUGUACCAACUACAAGUCGUGAAAAAGAAAACGAGGUUCAUUUUGCGGUUCCGAGUUUGCCGCCACGUGCUUUGAGUCGACAGAAAACCAAAAACGAAGAACGAGCCUCGAGGGUUUAUUUUUCACUUUAUUUUUCUCUUCAUGAACGUAGAAAAAGUGAAUUCAAAAGAGUGUUCUCACCAAAUAUAUUUUGAUUCAGCUGAGUUUCUGAGAUUUUCUGAUCCUUAAAUAAAGUUUAAAGUUAUGGAAACUAUCAUACAUUCUGUUCUCUUUUUAUUUGGGCAUUCAUUUCAAAAAAAUAUAUAUAUAAGUGAUCGUUUAGAAGACUAGAUAAUGAUCAUCUUCGGGACUUAUCAGUGUCAUUAGAAACUAGACGUUUUUAGGCGGAUUUUUAAUCUGUUCUGUGAAAAAUUUUAUAACAGCUUGAAAAGGAAAAGACGAUAUUAGAGGUCUUUUCACUACCAAAAAGACUUCAAUUUAAAUGAUCUCCAAUCCCUCAAAACUUUCCAUGAACAUUUUUACUGACUUUUUUUGAUAUUUUCGAGAGUGAUCAAGUUCAGAAUUAGCGUGAAAAACUACAAUAGUGAUAUUAGAUUUGUUUAACAUUUCACUUUGACACGAGGCCGUUUCUUGGAGAUUUCUUCAUUUGUCUUGUUUUUCCAGAACAACUCGUUGAACAGCAGCAAGCUGGUGGAUUCGCUUUUUGGGAACAGUCUGUUUGAGUCGCCUGGCCAGCGCAUGUUCACGCAGCCGGUGAAGAGAACCAAAGUCCUCGGCAAAACUCCCGUUCGAAACUCGAGGCCCAGCAAUGGAUCAGGUGACUCAAAAUAUUCAAGUCUUUUUUUAAUCGAAAAUCGAAACGCAUGCCUCAUAACCGUACCAAAUAGCCUAGGAACAUUUUUUAAAUGAAUAAUGAAAGGGUCUUUCGUCUUCUUUUGCUGUCUACGAAGAAAUAAUUGGUUGAUAUUUUAGGAAGCUUUUUUUCGGAUUUCAUUGAAAUUGAUUUGGUUUCACGGCGUAUAAUUCAUCUAAUGCCAUUCAACUGAUGAAGAACGAGAAGAAGAAAGAGGCGAAGGCCCGUAAGACCAUGCUUCCAACUUGAUCAACACUUCCAGUUCGCCAAAGGCAUUUGCUCGCUGUAGUUUUAAAAGCUCUUGUUAAACGCCUAGUCGAUAAAAUCUGAAAAAAAAAGAAAUUGAAUGAUUGAACUAAUUCGUUUUGAACUAACAACGACGAGUUCAGAAAAGGAGAAGACGAUUGAUCAGUCGGACAUCUCGCAGAACAGUACUCUUUUCGAAGAGUCUUCGUACAUUGACGCCGUCUGUGACAUUUCGAAUCCUAUGUUCGUCAUGCCGACAGAGGCAGAAAGGCGAAAAGAAAGCGGGAAAAAAGAGACGGAGAGUAAGAAGCCGGAGAAUCACGAACGUUCGACGGGUAUGACGCCUUCGAGGGAUCUCAUUUGUCCUGAAAUCAAAACUCCAGUGGCUCUGACCAUCAAAACGGUAUGAUUAACAUAUGAUUAACAAAAAUUAACAAAAAUUAACCGAAACUAUAAGUGAAGUUUCAGAUUGAUUUCUUCCUUUCUAAUUCUUUUUUCAUUUUGAAACUUCCGAAAGGGAAAAAGAGAUGUAGGGCUAGACAGUUUUUAAAGCGAUUCAACUUCAUAUAAAACUUUUUCAGAUGGGAGGAGAAUUUUUUUCUUAUUGAAAAUUUUAUUUAUAGUCAUUGUUUUUUUCGUUCAAAAGUUUUUUUUUACCCUUCAGUUCAUGUUGAUUCAAAACAAAAAUGAUAUCUAAUGCAUGACUUGAAAAUUUAUUAUUUUGUUUCAUCAUUCAAGUCAUUUUUCAGCCCAAUAACCGACGAUCUCACGCUUUUUCCCAAACUACGCCUUCCAAUCAGCCUAAUUAUCUUCGACCGACUGUUUCUUCACUAAAUCGAGCCUCAAACAAGAAUUGCCCGACGCCUUGUGGUCGAGUGGAAGAAACUGUUCAUGAGGAAGAGGAACAUUUCGCUCCUGCACAAGGUUUCAAUGAGAAAAAUUUUAUUAAGCUUAUUGGAUUAGAAUAUUCUGACAACAAAGCUUCCAAUUGUUGCAAGAGAAACUUUUUAAUGAAUUUGAGAAUUUUUUUACUAAAAUUCACCUCUUGGAUAAGGUCCCUUUAAUGAAAUCUCAUGAAGGCCAAGUUUUUUUUUUUGCAGAAACUUCAAGAGUCGAUAAAGAUCACGCGACGACCUCUACGUUGAAAUGCGAUGACUUGGCUGUGCCAAUAACGCCGCGCAAUUCGUUUCAGGUGCAUAUUUUUGAGAACUUUCCAGAUAACCUACUCAAUAUUUAUGGAUUUGAGACUUCAAUUUCGUCAAAAUAUAGUUUUUAUUUUCUAGGAUUUGAUGUAUUUCAGUCAUUUGAUGAUGAUCAAGAGCGGUCGCGAUGUGUUCAACCACAAGUAGAAGAGGAAGAAGUCUCGCGGGAUAAGAGUAUAGGCGAGGAUCUGGAGCAGGCGACCCGACACCUUUCUAUUGCUGAAGAAGAUGAAGACUUCGGCGCAGACUUCGACGACAUCGAAAAUGACGAUGAAGAUGAGGAAGAUGAGGAAGAUGAGCCGAUGGAGACUUCGGAGCCGACACGACGUCUGAACCGAGUGGUCGUUGGUUCGGUUUAGUUGAAGGAACAGUCUUAUUUCCGACGAUUCAGAAGACACUAUGUUUUCUUUGGGAACUCCUGGACGUCAUCCAGCUGAGCAUCAUCCUGUUAUGGGAGACACGACGGCUGACGAGGAUCAAUUCUUUAUCCAAAAUGUUCAUUCUUUGCGAAGCAACUACGAUAAUGGCGAAGGAAUGAGGCUAAUUCCAAGAAAAUUGAGUAUGGCGUAAUCUUUUUCGUGACUUUUUCACAUCGCAAGAAGUUUUAGUCAAGCCAAACGCGGAGGCCGAGGUUUCACAAGGCGUCCGACGAUCUACGAGAACCCGUGUGAAACCACUGAGAACGUGGCUCGGCGAACAAGCAAUUUAUGUCGAUUCACCAAGAGGUAUGAUACACGUUUUCUUUUUACUUUCGAGCGGUUUUUGUUUUUCUUUUACAUUUUUUAUUGCAAAACAAUUGACGCCUCCUCACCUUUUUUUCAAUCCUCUAUUUCAGGAGGUAAAAGAUUGGUCGGUGUUACGGAGGUCAACAUUCGAGACAAGCGUUUCAUGAAAACACUGACUGCGGAUCCAAGACUCGCGACACAGCGAGAAAUUGAGAUGAAAGGUUCGUUAAUGCCACGUGGGAAGAACCAUGAAACUGGGAAACUCAACACGCAAGAUGAACCGAGAAAUGGCGGCGCGAGUCUGGCGAUAAGGCAUGGUACUCGCGGACGAUAUCGCCUGGCUCUUGUCGCAAUCUAGCACGGCUCUCGCCGCAGUGUUGCUUUUGAAAAAAAUUUUCCGAUCGGUUAGAAGUCAAUUAAUGGCAACGGGGGCAUCAAAUCCAAUUAAAAAUUAGAGAACAAAGUUAGGAAAAUUUAAGAAACCGAAAAGUUGCGAUAUUGCCGCCAUAUCGCUCUGAUGUCGCGCCAGAAAUUUGCUAGAGCGCCGCGAAAUCUCUCGCCGAGAUCUAGCGUCAAUCUUGUCGCUUCAUCGCGGUUUACCUUGCGUGAACGAGAAAAGAAAGAGUCAACAUAGUUUAAAACAAGCAGAUUAGGUUUUUCCUUCGAUUGAUUCAUCCGUUUCAGCUCAAAAGAGGCGAGCUGCACAAGAACGCAAAGAGAAGAAGAUCCGACGUCUUUUGGAUAGCCAGAGGCGGGGCCGCAACCUUGAUAAAUCCCACCUUGACAUUGUGACGAGCAGCGACGAGGAAUAA
This is a messenger RNA of Caenorhabditis auriculariae, 6070 nucleotides long. The record is from the annotation of a GenBank genome assembly. Lineage: Eukaryota; Metazoa; Nematoda; Chromadorea; Rhabditida; Rhabditidae.